Molecule: messenger RNA, 1185 nt
Organism: Zingiber officinale
Lineage: Eukaryota; Viridiplantae; Streptophyta; Magnoliopsida; Zingiberales; Zingiberaceae
Product: biotin carboxylase 2, chloroplastic-like
Exons: 10
Coding region: 1-1185 (394 amino acids)
Molecular function (GO): metal ion binding; ATP binding
Source: RefSeq, a predicted model, not a curated record
AUGGAUUGUAGAGAUUGUCAUAGCCCUGAUUAUGAUGUUCCUACUCUACAGGACUCCUCUAGCCUUUUAUGUUGUGAUGAAAUAGUUGUAGUUGAUCCUGAUUCUGAUGACAUUAUUGUUGCAGAUAUUGUUGAUGAUGAUGCAAGGACCCAAGAAUCACUACCUGUGGUUGUACAUUCACCUGAGCCUAAACUAGAGCCUGAACCACUACUUGAUGAUGAGGAGGUCAUAGUCACCAUUCCAGAACCUCCAGGUACCUUUCAACAUGAUAAGGGACUGUUCUUUCAACCUGCUGGAGGAAUAAAAGGAUCACAAUUUAACUUUAAUGUGGGACAUGUUGCCAAUUUCUGCAAAGUUUAUUAUCCUAGAAGACCAUCAUCUUAUGUGGCCAAGAGAUCUAGAAAUGAUGGAAGAGUGCUUAAUGAAAUUUGCCGGGAUGAAAAGAUUCUUGUGGCCAAUAGAGGAGAAAUUUCAGUCAGAGUGAUCCGAACAGCACAUGAAAUGGGUAUACCUUGUGUAGCUGUUCACUCUACUAUUGAUCGGGAUGCUCUACAUGUGCGGCUUGCAGAUGAUGCAGUCUGCAUUGGUGAAGCUCCCAGCAGUCAAUCGUAUUUGCACAUUCAAAAUGUUUUAUCUGCUGCUGUUAGUCGUGGGUGUACGAUGUUGCAUCCUGGUUAUGGUUUGUUAGCUGAGAAUGCUCGUUUUGUUGAUAUGUGCAGAGGGCAUGGAGUCAAUUUUAUUGGACCCAAUCCAGACAGCAUUCGUGUAAUGGGUGACAAAUCUACAGCUAGAGAAACAAUGAAGAAAGCUGGUGUUCCUACUGUACCAGGAAGUGAUGGACUUUUGCAGUCAACGGAGGAGGCUGUGAAGCUUGCCCAUGAAAUUGGUUUUCCUGUCAUGAUCAAGGCAACUGCUGGUGGUGGAGGACGUGGAAUGAGAUUAGCUAAAGAACCUGAUGAGUUUGUGAAGUUGCUACAGCAAGCUAAGAGUGAGGCAGCAGCUGCAUUUGGAAAUGAUGGAGUUUAUUUGGAGAAAUAUAUCCAAAAUCCAAGGCACAUUGAAUUUCAGGUUCUAGCUGACAAAUAUGGUAAUGUUGUCCAUUUCGGGGAGCGUCAUUGUAGCAUUCAGGCAAAAGCCUGGAAGAAUGUAAUGGUUGUUAUGUUAGAGCUCUUUGACUUGCACUAA